UAACAAGUCAGAUGUACGCUGACUCUGCUGGGAAAGGAUGGUGCUUUAUAUCUUCUUUUAUAAUUCUUACUUGGAUUAGACGUUGUCAGCCUAAUUGAACCGGAAAGACCGGAGUCCCUUGCUUGAAGCUGUGUGUUGAUGGGGACGGAGCUGUCUGAAAGUCAACUAGUUGAUUUUAAAAGCAUCUCAUCUGAAAGUAAAAUCAGAAUGGACCAGCAGAGACCAGAAUCUUCACAUCAUUUCUCAGCUGAAGAUAAAACCCAAAUAAAUGAGGAAAGCCCAGAAUCUCACCUACCAAGAUGUUUGUUCAUGACAGACUCCAAACAAGAAUUAUUGGAUUUCAAGGAUGAAGGACCCUCUGAAAAUAAAACCCCAAUGAAAUAUGAAAGACCAGAGUCACCUGCUUCAAGCCGUGUAUCCAUAAGGUCUGAACGGUCUAAAAGUGAACCACUUGAAUUCAACAGCGUCUCGUCCAAAAGUAAAAUCCAAAUAAACGAGGAAAGGCCAGAAUAUCAUCUACCAAGAUGUUUGUCCAUGACAGAAUCCAAACAUGAAGCAUUGGAUUUCAAGGAUAAAGGACCCUCUGAAAAUAAAAUCCAAAUGGAUAAGAGACUAGAACCAUCUCAACCAACCUCUGUGUCCAUGAGUACAGAACAAUCAGAAGAUGAACCAGAUGAAAUCGAGGAACAAUGCCCCUCUGUUCAUGAAAUUUUGAGUCGGAUGCGGCCUCUCUCUAACAAAAGACCAUCAAGGAGGUCUAGUGGCCAUGAGAAUAAAAGUCACCUGGAUUCAGUUUUCAAGGUGCUUGAGGACGACAUUAUGCAUUUUGUAACAAGUGAACUUAGAAAAAUUAAGAACAUGUUGAGCCCGGAAGGCUCAGGGAGGUAUAGUGAGAAUAAAGAGGAUACAGCUGAUGAGGAAAUGCAUGGAAAGAUCAACAGAGAUGCAUUCCUGAAAAUUACAAUCAACUUCUUGAGGAGAAGGAAUGAGGAGCGGCUUGCUGAAUCUUUGUUGAAUAAAGCUCAAACAGCUGUUUACCAGUUUAAAUUGAAGUCCCACUUGGUUAAAAAGUGUCGGCAAUUUUUCGAGGGUAAUGUCAAGAAAGGAAACCCGAAAAGUAUAAGUCAAAUCUACACUCAGCUCUAUGUGGCAGCUGAUGAGAGAGAAGUCAAGGAUGAAGAUGAGGACCAACAAAUUGAAUCAGCAUCUUUGGUACCAGGUGGUUCUGAAACCACCGUCAGCUGUGAGGAGAUUUUUAAACCUGAGAGAGAUGAGAAAAUUAGGACGCUGGUGACCAAGGGUGUUUCUGGCAUUGGGAAGACAGUGUUGACACAGAAGCUCUGUAGUUGUAACCUGUCACAGAGAAGCUGUAUACCUCUUGCAUCAAUGUUGGCCGCUGACAGAUCGUGUCUCAGAGAGCUGGACCUGAGUGACAAUGACCUGCGCGAUGAUGGAGUAGAAAUCCUCUCUCAAGGACUUAUGAAUAAAAAAUGUAGAUUGGAGGUUCUUAGCUUAUCAGGCUGCUUGGUGUCAGAGAGAGGCUUUGCUUCUCUGGCUUCAGCUCUGACCUGCAACCCUUCUCAUCUGAGAGAGCUUGAUCUGAGCUUUAACCAUCCAGGAGAAUCAGAGCUGAGAAAGAUUUCUGCUGGCAUGAAAGACCAAGGCUGGAGGCUACAGACUCUAAAAACAGAUCAUUGUGGAAAGCUGCGCCUGAAUCCAUCACCCCAACGGUUACAGUAA
Messenger RNA from Cyprinodon variegatus (sheepshead minnow), 1740 nucleotides. RefSeq lists its product as uncharacterized. Gene Ontology annotation, molecular function: protein binding. Lineage: Eukaryota; Metazoa; Chordata; Actinopteri; Cyprinodontiformes; Cyprinodontidae. The transcript has 14 exons. The coding region runs from base 139 to 1740 and encodes 533 amino acids. The record is from RefSeq and is a predicted model, not a curated record.